Striga hermonthica is the source of this 868-nucleotide messenger RNA. NCBI's taxonomy places the organism in Eukaryota, Viridiplantae, Streptophyta, Magnoliopsida, Lamiales, Orobanchaceae. The record is from the annotation of a GenBank genome assembly.
GCCGGGAUAUCAAGAAUACCCAUAGACGGGCCCAGAAUUCUGAAGGAAGGACCGAAAAAACGGACUGAAGAGCUGCCCAGGACUUCUCGCGACUCGCGAGACAGUAUCGCGACUCGCGAGAUGGUCGCGACUCGCGAGAAUGUCGCGACUCGCGAGUCCAACAGAGACGAAAAGGAGCUGUUCGCGAGGAGAGCCGCGACUCGCGAGCCAAUAUCGCGACUCGCGAGCAUGCGUCCCUGCGAGAAGGCGGGAUGUACGUGGGAGAUGUUCAAGGAUUUAGUCUGCGAGAAAUAUUACCCCACAUACUACCGAGCCGAGAUGGAGCGUCAGUUUCUAUCGCUCCAGCAAGGUACUCGUACUGUUGACGAGUACGAGAGGGAAUUUACGAGACUUGCAGCUUUUGUUCCUGAUUUGGUCCGCACGGAAGCCCAGCGAGCGCAGCGUUUCAUUGACGGGCUUUACCAAGCAGUCCGUCAUAACAUCGUAGGCCACGGGACACAGAUGUACGCACGUGCAGUCUCCAUUGCCCAGGAGGUGGAUGCCAGCAUUAGGAGGGAGGCCGUUCGUGACCAGUUCCAGCCAUCCGCCCUUGCUCAGUCAUCUUCAGUUCCACCGUUGCCAGCUCUACCAUCUACCCAGCCGCCAAAGAACAACAAGAGGAAGGGGAAAGGUGCCCUGGCAGAUAAGAGGACCCGACGGAGGCUACAGCAGAUCCCCCAGUGCCCGACAUGCGGACGACUUCACCGAGGCGAGUGUCGCUUUGGUCAAGAUGUGUGCUACUAUUGUCACGAGCCCGGACACUUCGCGAACCGUUGUCCGAAGAAGGCACAACAGCCUCAGCAGCCACCACAGCAGCAGCAGCAGCCCC